This is a messenger RNA of Mucor mucedo, 351 nucleotides long. RefSeq lists its product as uncharacterized. Bases 20 to 256 code for a protein of 78 amino acids. The transcript has a single exon. Lineage: Eukaryota; Fungi; Mucoromycota; Mucoromycetes; Mucorales; Mucoraceae. The record is from RefSeq and is a predicted model, not a curated record.
AGAUAAUUUAACAAAAAAUAUGCGCAGCUUGGUCUUUUUUGCUUUUUUUUGCUCAGCCAUGUUUUGGGUCGAGGCAGCUCCUAGUGGCGUUCUCAGCUUUGGGGAUUCAGGUGGUGAUAACGCAGAUAAUUCAGUUAAUUAUUACUUUGUAACUAAGGAGGGUCCAUUCACGCCUGGUGGAAAUAACGCUAUUGUUAUUUCUGAUGAAGUAGAAGGAACCAAUGUAAUUGGAACUUCAAGUAGAGUUAACAAAUAACUCUUUAAUACUUUUUUCUAUAUAAAUGAAAAAUACGAGGACACAGAGAAUUUAUUUUAAAACUUAAAUUUAGAAGCAAUUACCUCUUCUAUAAU